Lytechinus pictus (painted urchin) is the source of this 7819-nucleotide messenger RNA. Its product is annotated as integrin alpha-V-like. Lineage: Eukaryota; Metazoa; Echinodermata; Echinoidea; Temnopleuroida; Toxopneustidae. The record is from RefSeq and is a predicted model, not a curated record. Gene Ontology annotation, biological process: cell adhesion mediated by integrin; cell-cell adhesion; cell-matrix adhesion. The transcript is spliced from 29 exons. Gene Ontology annotation, cellular component: external side of plasma membrane; integrin complex. The coding region runs from base 323 to 3580 and encodes 1085 amino acids. Gene Ontology annotation, molecular function: integrin binding.
AACUGUUCAAAUGCCCAUUUGUUUUUAGGCCGAUCAUACGCACAGAACAGAGGUAUCAUAAUGGAGACCAGUAGAUGAUCAAAUGAGGAAGUAAUCUAAGUUGUGGUUGGUUCCUGUCCGAUUAAAUAGAUCAGUGACUUUUUCAGUGGGCAUUUGCUGGUUUCUGAGUGAACCCAAAAUAAAUCCCGUUGCGCUAUGCCUUCAUAAAGUUAGACAAGACUAAUGAAUCUCAUUGUAUUAUAGGCAGCUUAUCGCUUCGUUAAUCGCAACCAGCUUUGCUAUUCUUUUUUCUACCGGUCCAAUCGGAUUUACAUUUCACAAGAUGUCCAGCUCAUCGCCGAGCUCAUCGACCACGGGGUAUGUCUUCGCCGUUGCAUCGUUAUGCGUGGCAGUCUGUUCGAGAUUGGCCGUGGUCGUUGAGGCCUUCAACGUCGAUACAUCGAAUCCUUUGACUUUUCACCACAGCGAUACAGAAAGUCAAUUUGGCCUCGCGCUAACGCUUCACCGGGAAGGUGGCCAGAAUAUGCUGUUGGUGGGGGCUCCUCGGGCCGUCUCAUCGGGGUAUUCUCAGAGCAUGGGCAUAGGACGGAGUGGCGCCCUCUUCAAGUGCCCGAUUGAUACAUCUACCGGAGUUACCAACGCUGAAUCCGAAUGCCAAGAGAUUGUAGUCGAUACUACCGGAAAUGAAUAUCUUUCUGAGGAUUCCACCUUCCAGUCAACGAAUGCUACUGGUCAGUGGUUAGGGAGUAUUGUACAAAGUGGAGGCUCGGACGGGUCAGUUGUGGUUUGCAGACCGCUGUAUCAGUUUCAAGAGUACCAAAACGAAAAGAUUGACCGAUACUUAGAAGGUGGUUGUUUCGUCAUCAAUGGGGGUCUGACGUCACUGAAUUCAGGGCUGCUGGACACAGCCGUGAAAUACAAUCCAUGCGCAGGAAAAGAUGACGGAGUUGGAUAUCGGAAAAGAUACCGAUGUGAGUUUGGUGGUAGCGCCGCAGCAAGAGAUGCUCGUAUUGUUUAUGGUGCUCCGGGAUCAUGUUUAUGGAAUGGUCGAUUUUGGUACACAGCGGGAACAAUAAAUGCUGAUUCUGCCUUGUUAUCCUUUCCGCAGGAAGCAUGUGCCUUUAAGCUUGAUUUUGAAUAUUACUUUGGUCAUGCUCUUGCGUUUGGAAAUUUCCGAGACGGUCCCUCCUCUGCUUUCGAGGUUGCAGUUGGCGCACCGCGAUGGAAGCACGGAUUCGCGCGGGUAUUCUUGUAUGACGAUUCUCUGAUGGAGUAUGAUCAACUUUAUGCCAGUGAUUUAGCCACGUAUUUUGGUCAUGCCUUGGCCGCUUCGGAUCUCAAUAAUGAUGGAUAUGAUGAUCUCGUUGUCAGCGCACCAAUGUUUACAGAUGAGGAGAGGUCAAUAGACGCUGGGUGGGAGGUUGGCAAAAUCUUCAUUUACUAUAAUGAUCAACAGGGAAGUUUUUCUGUCGAUAAUGUUGACACCAUCAUUGGGACCGGUGCAGGAUGUCGUUUUGGCUAUUCCUUAGCAGCCUUGGGUGAUAUCAAUGGAGACGGUUUUAAUGAUUUGGCGGUGGGGGCGCCCUUCUGUGAAGGUGGUGAUGUUGGCAAAGUGUUCAUUUACCAUGGUACUGGGAUAAACUUGCCCCUCAAUCUCUCACCACAACAGAUCUUGAAUCCUUCAGAACAAGGAACGGAUCUGAAGUACUUUGGAUUUGUGAUAUCGGCCGGAUAUGACAUCGAUCAGAACGAUUACCCAGAUUUUGCCGUUGGCGCUCACGAGUCUCAAACUGCUUUGAUAUAUCGGUCGAGAGCCGUGGUGUCGACAAGCGCAGAAAUAUAUGUUGAGGAAAACCCGAUAAAUCUGGACUUCAAGAACAUGACAACUUCAAAUGGCAUCUCCGUAGCAGGGUUCCAUGUCGUUAUCUGCAUUCAGUAUAGUGGACAAGGGUUACCUGAUAACUUGAAUUUCAUAUACGAUAUCCUCUUGGACUCGUCAAAGCAACUGAUCAACCGUCGAACCGCCUUCAUCAGUAACAACGUGGCGAGUCUUGAUGGCCAGACUUUAAGUGCGUCACUGGGAGGUCGGACAUGUGCGACGCACGAUGCAUAUAUCCGGCCUGCAAUUGGGGACAAACAGACCCCAAUAACUCUUCAGCUUACGCAUGGUCUAGGUGAGGCAACUCAAUCAAGCUUUGCUGUGCAACCCAUUUUGUCCAACCGGGUCACCACAGUCUCUAUUAACUCGCUUGUCUUUGCCAGGGAUUGUGAGGGCGAAACGUGUUAUCCAGAUCUCGGUCUUUACACCAAUGUUUCGACCACGCAGCUGAUGAUUGGGAAGGCUGAAACUUUCUUGGUUACGGUCGACGUCAUGAAUAGUGGGGAAGACGCUUUUCUAUCCGUACUCGAGAUCAUCGAACCUCCGGGUCUAUUUUUCGUCAGUGUCCAACGAUCGAAUACAGGUACCAUUGUGUCAUGCUCAAGUUCGUCAACUACAAACAAAAGAACGUGCAAUAUUGGCAAUCCUUUAGGAGCCGGAGACGAGAUAACUGUAAAACUACAGUAUCAGACGGCUACCUAUAGUUCUUUCUCUGGUCCUGCUGUCUUGAAUUUGACGGCUCGCAGUACUGAUGCUGAAAAGGCAGGAAGAGAUGAAGAUAACUUCGCAAGUGUUUCAAUCCCAGUCUUUGCAUCAUCCUCUCUGGUGCUCAGUGGCAAUUCAAUUCCAGACACCCUAGUCAUUAUCGAGGAUAGCAAUGAAACAGACAGUAUUGGGCCACCCAUGAGUCACGUGAUUCGAUUGCAAAACAACGGCCCCAGUUUCAUCGGCCCCUCCACCAUCGAGAUUCUAUGGCCGAUCAGACUCCAGGACGGCACGGUCAUAAUGAGUGUGGCCGACGUCUCCACCGAAACAGACAUGCCAUGUACUUCUACUCCAAGAAUAAACAGCGGCGUUUCAACGGAGAACAACAUCACCGAAUUUGAAGACGACGUUAGCAAUACUACCAUCUACACGUUAUGGGCCGAGUGCGAUUCCCUUCCCGAAUGCUUAGUGAUCCAGUGCCCUCUGUCUUCCCUUGGCGUCGGGACGGACGCCGCCAUCAUUAUCAGCGUAGAGUCGAUGCUGCUGCGUGAUACAGUGUUCGCAAAAUAUUUUCUGCAUUACAUAGAGGUUGUUUCUACAGCGUCCGUCACGGUCAAUGGUACGGUGUAUUCUGGUAUACCUUAUUCCCCACACCCCACUGUUUCACCGCUCGAGAUCCGGACAGAGAUUAGGGUACAGUAUGAGAAGCAAAGGGUUAUCAUCCAGACCACACCUAUAUGGAUCUACAUCGUCGCCUCUAUAUGUGGUCUUCUCCUCCUCAUCAUUGUCAUCGCAAUUCUAUAUAAGGUGAAGUUCUUCAAGCGCAAGCAGAUAACUGAGGAACAGCGAGAUAUUCUACAAGAACAUCGGAAGAGUGUCCGAAGGUCCAGGAUGUCCGCGCUCGAUCCCGAUUCCCCACCUCCUGACGACGCCUUGGGUAUGGAAAAAUCGCCCUUACAACGAGAAGGUUCUGAUGCUGGUCUUAUUCAAGAAUAAUAAAAUGUUUAUUUGUAAUUGUUUUGUGAAUAACAGACAUUACCAAACAGCGCUGGAACCUUCCUAACAGCAGUCCAGAUUGGACCUUGGUGUUUGGAAGUUAUCUUUCCCAAAGCUAACAUUGAGGGCACAUGACUCCCACUCUCUACAGUGCGUUUCAGAAAAAAGGUAAUCCAAAUCUAAAGGGCUGAUAUUCGGAGCAUAUUUAAUUUUGUGACAUUAUUGUGCAUGAAUAUAAAAGAGAAACUCAUCAGCUUUUCAUUGAUACCCUAUUUGUGCCAUUUGCGCUACGCAUGACCGAAUUAAUUGAUGUUGAAGACAAAAGGUGCAGAGACCACUUUUUCCAAGUUUUUGAAAUCUUGAUGAUUAGGCAGAUGCUGAUGUAAAUAAUUUCAUUGAUGUCUGAGCUGGGGAAAAUAUUUUGAUUGGACUCUUUUUCUUCCAAAGGAGUGUUAAUAAGUGAAUGUACUUGCACACCAUUAACAGAAAUCGAACCACAGUUGGACCAACAAUUUGAGAGACAGUUGUGAAGAGUGUACAGGCAUCUUUGGUGGAUUCAGGACGGCGCUCCUGCCUAUCGUUCCAGCAUCAUUCGUGAUAUAAUCUUUGGACAUUGCGUUGUUGCUCUCAACCAUGGCAUUGAAAGGCCACCAAGAGCGCCUGGCCGCACGCCCUGUGAUUAUUUCCUUUAGGGACAAUUAAAAGUAAGGUUUUUGCAACUCUUCCUCAAGAUUUUGAUGACUUGCAGGGCCGAUUUGAUAUGGGGUGGAUGCUUUGCACAAUGAUCCGGCAUUGCCAUUGGUAAGACGAGCUGUCCAAGAUAUCCUUCCACGCUUCUGGCUUUGUUUUCAAAGGAGAGGACAUGUUGAAGGUGUGGGUCAAUAAGACCAGUUCCAUGAUAAGACAUAAACUUUUCACUCAUCAUUUCAGAGAAAUACCUCAAGUAACACUUCAUUCCAAAAAUUACUUUGGAAAACAUAUUAUUCUAUUAAGUGCACAUUUUACCCACUUUACCAAAACUUGGAAAAAGUGGUCUCUGCACUUGUUGUCUUCAGCAGCAAUUGAUUUGGUCAUACGUGGCACAAAUGGUACAAAUAGGGUAUCAAUGGAAAGCUGAUGAGUUUUUCAUUUAUAUCCAUGCAGAAUGAUUUCACAAAAUUAAAUAUGAUCCGAAUAUCAGCCCUCUAGAUUUGGAUUACCUUUUUUCUGAAACGCACUGUAUAAUCAGCGCCAAUCCACUCAUCGUCCCUUGGUCAUGUUGGUGAGGAGGGAAGAUGAGUGGAUUGGCGCUGAGAGUGGGAGUCAUGCGCCCUCUAUGUUAGCUUUGAGAAAGAGAACUUCCAAACACCAAGGUCCAAUCUGGACUAUCCUAACAGCGGACUUGAAAACAAUAUAAUGCAAAACAUUUUACCAUUCCAAUCGAAUAAUCUUGCGGAUUUAGAGCACAGGCCCAUUUUGCAUUCAUGGUUUUCAUGACAUUAUCGCCACAAAGUGCUGUCCAAGGUUCUAUGAGUAGAGAGUUGCGAUGCACACGAAUCUCAGGGGAGAACGGUAAGUCGGCAAGUCCUCACUCAAAAAGUAGCUUCUUUUAUCCAAGGGAUAUUCAUAACUACAAGGUUUUAUUAAAGAGCUUGGUGCGGACGAAAACACCUCUUUUUAUUCGUCCAUUGCUGCUCUAAACAUUGAUCAAAUUUCAUAUUUUGGUAUCUUUACAAAGAACAAAAAUCAUUCUUUCAGGUCAUGUGUCUGGAUUUUUAAAAAACACUUUUGUAAUACAGGCGAAACUUAUUAUCUAUAACAUGAUACAAAAUAAUUGUUUUUAGCUGACAAAAGUUGUCAAAUAUAUUGCUGUACACACGCGUGACCAAAAAACGCGUUUAAAGUUUUUUUUUUUUCAGUUUUGGACGCGGUCCGCGCGUGGACUCGUUAAGGGUAUCAAAAACACCGAUUUUCAAGAAAAAGGGUGGUUUUUAAAGACUGGUCAAUGGUCAAUCGGGGAGUAAAUCGUACUUAGGGUAUGUUUUUUCCCCAAAGCUUUUUUAAAAGACUAGCCAAACGUGUUUAGGGUAUGUUUUUCCCCAAGAUUUUUCCCCGAGGUCAUAUUUUGGCGACAACUUGUUUAGGAGCCAAUAUGUGUAAAUAAAGCCCGCGAAAAACUUGUUUAGGGGGUUAUUUUGCACACAGAGAAAAACUCGUUUAGGGGGUGUUUGGAAAUUACUUGGUCACGCGUGUGUACAGCAAUAUAUUUGACUGCCCCCCCCCCCCCGGGCAUCUUUUCAGGCCUGAAAUUCUUCAACAUUUUUAUUCAAAAGGAAUAAUUAAUAUAAAAGGGUGACAUUUACUCUUUCAGAUGGUACAAAAAUAUUCAAUUUUACUUGAAGAUAAAGUGGUUAAAUUCUUUGAGAAUGAAAGUCUCACAAUUCACGAGGUUUCGCAAUGAGGUGAAUUCAGUUUAUUUUGCUCAAUAGCAUAUAUAGAGACCUGCAGUCUGACUGGGAAUGAUUGCCAGUUGUGUGCCUCUGUGUAGGCCUAUAAGGGACUGGCGUUCACCCCAUUUUGGUUCCCAUAUGAUUUGUUAUUAUUGUAGUAUAUAUGUUUCCAGCGCUGUUUCUUAAUGUUCUUCAUAUUUCUGUGACGAGAGGGUAACGGGUAUGUCGGCGGGUAUGUUCAAAAAGUGGACACUUAUUUUACUUUCCAUCGGUGUGUAUCUUCUUCAUGUUCUUUUUCUUUUCCGUUAUUGUUCCACUACAUGUUCUCCUCGCUUUCUGGUGAAGUAUAGGUCUGAACACAAUAUUUAUUUUUUCGUAGUUAUUAUAAUAAUGUGCAGUACUAUUUACAGUACAUUUUAAGUUCUGAUUAGUAGUAUCAUUGUUUCAAAUAUAUUGAUCUUAGUGGAGGCUGAUAUGCAUUUAUAUUCCAUGAAAUGGAAUGUAUGUGAUCAUGUUACCAGCUUUUUGAAAAAAAAGUCGUGGGUUUGAUCUCUUGCCGAUUCAUACCAAAGACUUAUAUCGGAACAUUCUUCCUGCUAGAGUGUGGAAUGAGUACGGAUAAUAAAAUUAUCUUAAAUUAUAGUUAUCAGAUUUUUUAAAUUGAUAUAUCGUGUUCAUGACUAGGAUGGCAUAACUUAAUCGAAAAAUUCAUAGUAUAUUUUGAGGUUGGAUUUAAUGGCUCGUAUUCUGAGGUCAGGUUUAACUUAGACCACAGUCUAACCCUGUGCUAAAAUUAUGGGGAGCAAAAAAAUCAAAAAUUAUGUUUAUAUUGUUUAUUUCUUAUGUUUACUAUUUUGUUUUCUUUUGAUUUCAUAAUGAAGAAAAAUACUUCGGUUAUCAUUCCCAGACAAUUGUGAACAAUUUGUGUGUCAUAUGAGUUAGUAGAUUUAAUGUAUACGGUUAUAGAUUUGUGCUCCAAUUGUCUCUCCAUAGUUAAACCACAACUUUAAACCAGGGUUUAAUUUAAACCCUAGUUCAGAAUACCGGCCACUGUGUUUUUCUAAUGUUUAUAUUAUAAUUGGUAUUAAAAAAUGAUGUACAUCAUGUUUUCCUGAUAGAAAGAACACAUCGUUGUAUAUAUAUGUAGUGUUCACACAGUGAAAUGUAGAAAUAUGUGACUCACACUGUUAAAAUGCUAAAAUUUAACCGUGUGAACACGAUUCCACAAUGUGAACACCUCUACAGUUUGAAUUUUCACAGUACGUUAUUAUAAGUGGACUGUAGAAAUGUGAUUCACAGCGUUAAGGUGAUCAAAUUUAACAGUGUGUCAACGCUGCAUUUCACACUGUGAACACACAGUGGGACAGGAUGUUCUUUUCAAAAGGGAUGGUGAUGUACAUAGUAUUGUGUGUAGGGAUGGGUGUGGGGUGCCUAUUGGUGUGUGUGUGUGUGUGUGUGUGCUUGUGUGUAUGAAAGCAUAAUAUGUUGUCAUCUUAUAAGCCUACACCGUAGAUGACAUAACUCAGCCUAUUUUCAACGUCAUUUGGAUUAUAACAAUAAUAUGUUUCACAUUUUUCUUAAUCUAUGAUUACUUAAUCACCAUACACAAUGCACAGAAGGAAAAAAAGAGUCAGUAAAAAAUAACUUACCAUAUAUUAACCUUGCGAGAAUAUAUAAUUAUGAUGUGUUUCACACACAUUUUGAUCAGGAUGAGUUAGUUUUGUAGGCGCAUGCUAUCACGUUGCAAUAAAACACCGUCUUCCGUUGUUUAGAAUGAAUGUAUAUUUGAAAUAAAUUAUAUCACCCUUUA